Molecule: messenger RNA, 11081 nt
Organism: Dermochelys coriacea (leatherback sea turtle)
Lineage: Eukaryota; Metazoa; Chordata; Testudines; Dermochelyidae
Gene: MAPKBP1
Product: mitogen-activated protein kinase binding protein 1
Exons: 31
Coding region: 1090-6117 (1675 amino acids)
Molecular function (GO): protein binding
Source: RefSeq, a predicted model, not a curated record
CGGCCUGCAAAGCCGUCAUCAGGCCCCCCCGGGCGCAGCGCAGAUUGCUUCUCCCUGGGAGACCUAACGACCGCUCUCUAAUUCCUCCUCCGCCAAUCCCAGCCCGCUGCUCCCGCAGCCCGCCAAUCUCUGCGCCAGGCGUUGCGUUUGCGGGGUUUCCCAGCCCUCCCUCUCUGCAAUUUCCACCCUCCCCCGACCGUUCGGUUUUUGGUUUUUGAAGGGGGGUCCUGUCAGUUUCGCGUUUUGAUCUGCCUGAGCCGCCAUAGCCCAGCGAAGCCGCCGGGCUGGGGCUGUGUGCGAGCGCUGAGAGGCUGCCGCGGGCUGAGCCGGUCCGAUUCCGCACAGGCUGGGGCUGCCGCGGGGGGAUGCGAGCGGGAGCCAGCCUGGAACUCCGAGAGCGGAAACAGCUGAGCGCGCAGGCGAUACGCGGGAGCCAGCCGGGGAAGGCGAUCGGGUCCGGCGGGGAGGAUCCGGAGCAGGGGGCUGCGGGCAGCGACUCUGCUCAGUUCCAGCCCCGUUACAGGCUGCGGGGACAUUCACCAGCGGAGCCGCAGAUCUUCCUCCCCCAUCCCCUCCCCGCACUUCUCCUCCCGCGUUUUUAAAAACCUCUCCGAAGUGGUGACGAACUCCGGAUUCUCGCUGCCGUUUGGGUCUCGCUCCUCCUCUCCCCGUGCACCGCUGCCGAUGCCUGCAAAGCCGUGACACCAGGGACGCUGACUUCGGAACUGGUUUUUCUUUCAGGGAAGGUUGGCUGGAUGGACAGAGCCUUGGAUAAAUCCUUCUUAAUCGCACUUCCCUGCUGCCCCCCGCCCCCUCCAGCAGACACCGCUCCUGCUGCACCAAGAUUACAGCUGGUCUGAUGCACUAGCAUCUGCAAAGGAGAAACCUGAAAACAUACUCGAGCAUCUUGGCUCAGAAGCCCACGAGUUCUGGUGAAGCAGAGUGGGGAGUCCCCAGAAAACGGAGUCAGUGAGAGACAUGUGAAGGAGCGUGAGUUGGCCCUGAGCUCGUGGGCGUCCUGGCCACAAAGUUGGGCUGAUUUACUGAAGUUUGUUUUUGAGUGGGGUGAUACUCUCCCUUCACCCAGCUAUGAUGUCAGUUGAAGGAUCUACGAUAACAAGCAGGAUAAAAAACCUGCUUCGCUCCCCAUCCAUUAAACUGAGAAGGAGCAAGCCUAGAAGCAAGCGAGAGGACAUCGGCAGUAAGGUGACCUUGGAGAAAGUGUUAGGAAUAACUGUGUCGGGAGGCAGAGGAUUAGCCUGCGACCCCAGGACCGGCCUUGUCGCAUAUCCAGCGGGGUGUGUUGUCGUACUCUUCAACCCUAGGAAAAAUAAGCAACAUCAUAUUCUAAACAGCUCCAGGAAGACGAUUACAGCUCUUGCUUUCUCCCCUGAUGGAAAGUACCUGGUUACUGGAGAGAGUGGGCACAUGCCAGCCGUUCGUGUGUGGGACGUGGCUGAACGGGCCCAGGUGGCUGAGCUCCAAGAACACAAGUAUGGCGUGGCCUGUGUGGCAUUCUCCCCCAGCUCCAAAUACAUUGUCUCCGUGGGGUACCAGCAUGACAUGAUUGUCAACGUGUGGUCAUGGAAGAAAAACAUUGUGGUGGCGGCCAACAAGGUGUCCAGCAAAGUGACAGCGGUGUCAUUUUCAGAGGACUGCAGUUACUUCGUCACAGCUGGCAACCGCCACAUCAAGUUCUGGUACCUUGAUGACAGCAAAACCUCCAAGGUGAAUGCCACAGUCCCCUUGCUAGGGCGGUCUGGUUUGCUGGGGGAGCUCAGGAACAACUUCUUCACGGAUGUGGCAUGUGGAAGGGGUAAAAAAGCAGACAGUACUUUCUGCAUCACCUCCUCUGGCCUCCUCUGUGAAUUCAAUGAAAAGAGGCUGCUCGACAAGUGGGUGGAGCUGAGGACUACUGUGGCGAACUGCAUCUCUGUGAACCAUGACUACAUCUUCUGUGGCUGCGCUGAUGGCACAGUGCGGAUUUUUAACCCUUUGAAUCUUCACUUCGUCACUACAUUACCGAAGCCGCACUUCUUGGGAAUGGACGUUGCCAGCGUCACUGAAGCCAGCCGUCUCUUCUCUGGUAUGGUGGAUGCCAAGUAUCCAGAUACAAUUGCCUUGACCUUCGACCCUACCAACCAGUGGCUAUCAUGCGUUUACAAUGACCACAGCCUGUAUGUGUGGGAUGUCAGGGAUCCGAAGAAAGUGGGCAAGGUUUAUUCUGCUUUAUACCACUCUUCCUGCGUGUGGAGUGUUGAGGUGUAUCCUGAAGUGAAGGACAACAAUCAGUCUUGCCUGCCCCCAAGUUCAUUCAUCACCUGCUCUUCUGAUAACACCAUCCGUCUGUGGAAUACAGAGAGUUCCAACAUCCAUGGCACAGCUCUGCACCGGAACAUCCUCAGCAAUGACCUGAUGAAAAUAAUCUAUGUGGAUGACAACACUCAGGCCCUGCUGGACACUGAUUACAACUCUGGCGGGAGCGCAGACAAGGCUGACAUCCAGGCCUUGGACACGAAGGUUGGGAUUCGCACACUGUGCGUGAGCCCCAGUGGAGAGCACCUGGCCUCAGGCGACAGGAUAGGCACUCUCAGGAUCCAUGAGUUGCAGUCCUUAAGGGAAAUGCUGAAGGUGGAAGCCCAUGACUCGGAGAUCCUCUGCCUGGAGUACUCCAAAUCUGACACUGGGUUGAAGCUCCUGGCAUCAGCCAGUCGGGACAGACUGAUCCACGUCUUGGAUGCUGGGAAGGAGUACAGCCUGCAGCAGACACUAGAUGAGCAUUCAUCUUCCAUCACAGCUGUGAAGUUUGCAGCCAAUGAUGGGAAGGUGCGAAUGAUCAGCUGUGGAGCAGAUAAGAGUGUCUAUUUCCGUACUGCACAGAAGAUGGGCGAUGGGGUCCGGUUUACCCGGACACACCACGUCGUUAGGAAGACCACUUUGUAUGACAUGGAUGUGGACCCCAGCUGGAAAUAUGCUGCUAUUGGCUGUCAAGACCGUAACAUCAGGAUUUUCAACAUAAGCAGUGGGAAGCAGAAGAAGCUAUACAAGGGCUCCCAAGGUGAAGAUGGCACUCUCAUUAAAGUGCAGACUGAUCCCUCGGGUCUCUACAUUGCAACUAGCUGUUCUGACAAGAACCUCUCCAUCUUUGAUUUCUACUCCGGCGAGUGUGUGGCCACAAUGUAUGGGCACUCAGAGAUUGUAACUGGGAUGAAGUUCAGUAACGAUUGCAAACACCUGAUCUCUGUCUCUGGCGACAGCUGUAUCUUCAUUUGGCGCCUGAGUUCUGAGAUGACCAUCAGCAUGCGGCAGCGGUUAGCUGACAUGAAGCAAAGAGGGAAGCAGGUGGAGAAAUCACCACCACACAAGACAGCUGGACUUAUCAGGCACGAAUCCACCUCUGUCCUAUCGCCGGUGCCAGUGCUUUCAUCAGACAGCGACAAAGAUGGUGAAGAUGAAGGGAAUGAUGAAGAUGAGUUAAAUGGGCUACAGUCUUUCCAAAUUCAAUCCAACUGCAACCCUGAGAGAGACUCAGAUCCAGACCUUUCCCUCUCAAGAAGCCUCUCCCACUGGGAAAUGAGGAGGGCGAAAGAGAUUGCAGAGAUCCAACAUUCAGAGACUGCAAUGAACAAGAUGCCCCGUCAGCGGGGCCGUUGGUCCCAGCCAACCAGCAACAUAGAGAUGACAGUUAAAUCCAUGCUGGACUUGCGCCAGCUGGAGUCUUUCUCAGUCUCUCGAUCCCCCAGUCGGGACUCGCUGUCCCAGACCAGCAAUGGGGAUGACAGAGAAGAGCAUGCUGAUCUCUCUCUGCAUGUCAACAAGGCUGGAGACUCCAUAGCUCCUCAGGACAGCCGGCCUUGUGUCCGACCCCAAACGAUUCGGCUUGUGUCCUGUGAAGAGGGGGUUUUCACUCAGGAACUGGAGCCCUUUGAGAGUGAGGAAUGUGUAAUCUACCCUGAACAAGAUGAGAUCCAUCCCACCGACAGUAGCAGUGAGUUCCAGGUAAAAGCGCUGCCCCACGGGAAGCUAGUUAGAGGUUACCACAGCAACGGAUGCCCUGAUAAGCACAGUCCUGACAGUGCUUGCUCUGUAGAUUACAGUAGCAGUCGCCUCUCCAGCCCAGAUCAUCCAAAUGAAGAUUCUGAGAGCACAGAGCCCCUCAGUGUGGAUGGCGUCUCAGACUUGGAGGAACAGGUGGAUGGGGAGGACGAGGAGGAUGCAGGCACUAGCAUGCUGGAGGGAGAGGUCCCCAAAACUCCAGAUCAGGAGAAGUUCCUCAAGCAGCAUUUCGAGACUUUGGUCAAUGGUGGUGAAAAAGGUGGAUCAUGUAGGACCCUGGAGAGAACUGAAAAUAUCAGCAUUUCUUCUCGCUUUCUCUCCCAGUCCCCAGCUCUCAGGCGUUUGUCACACUCCUCAUCAAAUCUGAUCCUGGAUCAAAAGCCUAUUGAGGCUGCAGUCAAGUCAAAGCAGGUUUCUGUCGACCUGCUGAAAAAUGGGAACAGCCAUCAUAAUGCUGACUUGGAGAAUGCCAGCCUUCUGGAUGGUGUAAAUUCCUACCGGUCCAUUUACACCCAAAGAAAACGGAAGUCAGCAGUGGAGACCAAUAGGCUUGCUGUGGGACCUGGAAGAGUUCUCGCAGAGGGUACUGGGAAUGCGGGGAUGAGGAAGUCCCAGUCAGUUCAUGACCUCAUUCACAGUGAUAAGAGUCCAGGAGUGAUAUCCUCUAACAAGCAACAUCCUCAGACACUAGUAGUGGUUGAGAAGGAUCCAAAACCUAAUCAUUGCAGGCCAUUGUCUGCAAGCCUGCUGAAGAUGGAUGGGUCCAGCACCCUGCUGGUCAAAGACAGUAAGGUUGUAAAAUCAAAGUCCUACAUGAAUCCCACAACCAGCUUCAUGGCCAAGGUGUCACGCAGCAUCUCUGUGGGGGAAAAUCUAUGCCUUGGUGACUCUGUCGAAACACUGACUGAGGAGAGGACCAGCCCACAGGGGCCUGAGAAGAUACAGAUAACUCCCUCAUCAGAGACUGAGAAGAAUAAGCCACCUACAAAAGAAAAUAUCCCAGGGAAGCCAGCCCUUCAGCAAGUUGUAAGCUGCUCAUCACCCAAGUCCUUUCACAACAAGUUGGCAUCAUCAAACCGCGCACACUUGAUUCUUGACAUCCCCAAACCAUUGCCUGACAGACCCACCUUGGCUUCUUUCUCACCCACUGCCAAAUCCAAAACCCUACUCGAACCAGAGUCUCCUCAGUCACCUGCUGGGGUCUGUAAAAAGAAAUCUUCUGUUCUUGAGGGACGGGCCUUCAAGAGGGAGAGCCCAACUGCUGUGUCUGUUGGACCUGCUAAAGAGAGCCCAGUGGAGAAUCCAGCACUGAGGAUAGAUCGCCAGGAUGCACCAGAGCUCACUAAUCCAAAACUGAAAGAGUUUUCAGAAGGCUUGCACCCAAGGUCUCCUGAAAGCAAACUGCCCAGAUACAGAGAGAGGUUCUCCAGCAUUGGCUGUGUGCUAGACAACCCACUUGGACUUUGCCCACUAGACCCCAUCAUGCCAAGGUCUCCCACAACAGUGGCUACCUCGGCACAGAACUCAGGUGUGCAUGGAUACCCAUCUCUAAUCUUCUUCCCCCUUCUGUCUCCUGUCUUUGUGAACCGCUUCACGAUUCCAUCACAUUUCUUUACGUCCAGCUUCUGGCCUGUCUCGUCUUGUCUGCAUCUGUCUCGUUCCAUAAGUCACCCCCUCAAUGAACGUCGCAUCAGCAUUGAGCAGUGUGAACAUGUUGUAUCUGAGCUCCAGGACAGCAUGCGCAAGGCCAUUCACCUUUACCGCAUGGUAUCCAUGGACAUGGAGUCUUCUACUGACAAAGAUAAGAUUGCUGGCCUCCUCACGGAAACGUUCUCCGUGAUGAAGAAAGAACUGGACUCCCUGAAGGAAGGAGAUGAGCUCCAAAGGGCCAAGAAGGUGCUGGUGAAGCCACACGAUGCCAUUAGGUCGCUGAAUGAGGGAAGUGGUGCUGCCCUGUCCAGUGCUAGGCGUUUUGGGGAUGAGCAGACUCUGGCUUUGCUGGAACAGUACUCGGAGCUGUUACUACAAGCUGUGGAACGGCGCAUGGACAAAAAACUCUGAAGGAGUGGUGGUCAGAAAAAACACUUUUUGAGUAAAACUGAUAGCUCCAUAGAAAUAAUCCCAGGAGGACCACCACAGUGGAAGCCUCAGACAAGUGCUGUCGCCACCCUGAUCUAUGGAGGGAGAGACCUUUUUAAACUGAUCUUCUCAGCCCCAUAGAACAGGCGUCUCCUAGUUUUUAGCAAUGUGCUGGCCACAGUUUUAAUAACUUUCCCCAAUACUCUUCAGCUUCCAGUUUGUGAACGCAGCCUGGAAAGAGGAGUUUAGAGAAGUUGUUUGGAAAUCUGUCCAUAGCUAGAUGUUUGGCAUCUCCCGUAAGAACAAAAAAUAAAUUCAGUUUGCCCAAGAAGCUCUGAACUGCUGACUAACAAAAGGGGCCUGGAUGAAGCCAAUCACUCCCUCCCAGGGCUUCAUCAGAAUCCAAAGGCAGACUUUUAAACAUUCUAUUUAUUAAUUUAUUUUUCUGACAUUGGCGCUAACCUUUUCAUGAGUAUUUGGUGGCCAUUUCCUUCCCUUUUCAAACAAACAAUUUUAUUUUCUCCUUUGCCAUAUCCCAGCGAGACACAAUCUCUAUAUUAUAGUAAUCCCUAACAGCAGAGGCAGGCUGGAGUGUCUGUGCAAUUACCAAAUUGGUUUUCUCUGCUGCAACCUCUCUUGCUGAUCUUCCUUUCCCCAUCCCUGGCUUGUUUCCUGCAGUAAUCCUGCUGUUGUGAUGACGAUCCUGUUGGCUUUUCCUUUUGUUUCAAAGACCGUCUGGGAUAUAAUUUACCUCCACUCUCCUCUGAGGGGGGAGGAUUUGCUACCCCUUGGAUCAAGUUGUGGGGAUUAUGUAACAAGAACAUUGUGGCUUUUUAAAUGAGAUUUGGCAUUUUAUCUGUGCUCAAAUACUUGAGAUUGGGUUUUCAUCAAACAUUAAAAAGAAAAAGGUUGAAAUAAUGUAGGAAAAUGAAAAGACAGCUACAAAAUUCCUUUUAGCCAUGUUCUGAGAGUGGGAUUGGAUACUGAUCUCUUGAUGCUAAUGAGACUGUGGUGAAGGGGGUGAGUUGGAGGUGAAUGAUUUUACUGGGAGAAGUUAAGUGGGAAGCAAGGCCUCCAUCUCUGAGUGAAGCCCUCAAUCAGAGUGAUCACCCAUGCAACUGCUGCUCCCUCCCAGUUUGAUGCUUUCAUUGUUCUGGUAGGAAAGACCAUCAAUAGGUUUCACUCUCUCUACAAGGAAAACAGAAUAUUCUUAACCUUCCAGGGGAGCAGAGAAUAAUUUACAUUUUCUAACAGACUACAGAAAAUGAUCUCCGGGGAGUGCUGAGCAGCCAGUAUCAGAUAUUGUGGGAUGUAACUAUCCCCAUCCUUUCCCUAUCCCUUCAUGCGUCUCUUGAUGGAGAAAUAGAAAACCUUGCCCCUGUGAGAUUGCGUGUGCAAUAGGCGCCUUGCCUUAUCAGACUUCUCAAAGCUGGCAAUAAUGUAUUUAUUGUCAUGGAUUACAAGUAUCCAGUGUUGCUAUUGGUCAGUAUCAGUAAGCUAGUAAAAUAGGAUGUGGUGUAGGGGAAUCCAUAUCAAAGCAGGUGGCUACCCAGGGAGAUUAUUCCAUUUUCUUUCUCUGCCUUCAAUCUUCCUCUUAAAAAAACAUAGAGCAGAACAGGCCCAGGGUGUGAAACUCUAGUAUCUAGCCUAGCCCUGGAUAUAAAUGUUGGCUGGCAUCAGCAAAAGUCCUUUAAAACUGGCCAGCCUCCAAAGAUGUGUUCCGUGGUCAUGGACUUGAAGCCGAUUUUUCUGUAGUUGCUUUGGGGCAAGCUGGCCAUCAUUCUGGUCUUGUCGUUCUCUGGAAUGGAGCUGGCUUUUCUUCACUGCAUUUGGGAACUAGGGACCUGCAGUGCUGCCUUUUCUCUACAUGACUGCCUGGUCUGGGUCCAGCUGGCCCAUCUGUUUGCUGCACUCCGGGGCUGGGGGACCUGUGGUGCAGCCUUUUCUCUACAUGACUGGCUGGUCUGGGGCCAGCUGGCCCAUCUGUUUGUUGAACUCCAGGGCUGGGGACUUGCAGUGCAGCCAUUUCUCAGCUUGCUGGCUGGCCAUCAGUUCAUUGAGCUACAGGAUUGGCGACUUGAACUGCAGGAAAUCCUUUCAGAGCCUUUCAGCUGGUUCCUCCUGUCAUCUGACUCUAUCUGUCCAAAUGUUUCAGGUGUCCUCUCUGACCUCUAGUUCAAUAGCGUUGUACUGUACUUCAAGGUUUAAACCUCAGAUUGCUGUGCUUCUAGUCCCCUCCCACCAUUGUGUUGUGCUGAAUUGUAUGGUGAGCCUGAUUUUGUGGGCAGUGUCUAUGGCAAAUGGAAAGGAGCUGUUUGCAUAGGAAUGAAGUGAAGAAAUCUCUGGGAACUUCCUUAGGUGGAGGGGGCAGGGAUGCUCACAAAUGGAAUGUGAGAUGGAAAUCCUGUUGGUUCUCUGAUGGGGAUAGUCUGGGUCAGGCUGACUGUGUGGGUCAAUCAGCUAUUCUCCCUUCACUUUCAGACUGUGAAAAUGUAUGUGCCAGUCCACAGGAGGUUUCUUGCUGGUAUUGGGGCACAGACACUCAGGUAAAAUAGCAGUACCUUCAACACAGGCAUCUUCUGGUACUGGCAAUAGUGGUUUGAGGAUUCUUUAUAUGCCUUCCCUUGUAGAAUUGAUUCCAUUUUAUUAUUAUUUGUAUUUAAAGUAUGAGGUGGUGACACCGGAUUGGAAAGAAUGCUGCAGAGCAGAUGGUUGGAAUGAAUAGAAUAUGCCCCAAAGCCAUUCCUGUUAGAUACAGUAAUCCAAUCCAUGGCGUACCUCGGACUGUCGUAGGUGAAAAGCAGCAGCUAUCAGGAUUCAUAGUAGUGUCAGAUAGGGCUCCCUCAGAGAAAUUCACAGAGAGUGAGUCUUAAAAAAAAAAAAAAAAAAAAAAAAAAAGAUGAAUAGGAUUUUUGUACGUGCUGGAUGUGGACUUUGCUUGGGUCCUGGGUGUAGGUGGGAAAAUAGCAAACGGGGCAAGUGUCUAGUUAGAAUUGUGGUAGGGGCAAGCUCAAGCAAGUAGAUCGGGGGCAGGAGGGGGAGGAAUCUGUGGGGUGUUUAGCUUUAAAAUAAUUAGAAAGCAGAGUCAGGGCUUCCAGGAGAAUAGUGUUAGGAAUAGAAAUAGGCUUGGCUUCAAGAACAUAGGCUGGCCAAUAAAGGCCUUGACGGGGUAUGAAAGAUGUAGUGCAAGCAGAGGCAGGGCUUCAGGGAAGUAGAACCAGGACUGAGUUUAGAGGUGUGAAUUAAAGAAUAGGUGGGGUAGUUGUUUUGUUUAAUGCCUUUUUAUUGAGCCCCUUUUUUUUCCCACCUGCUCCCAUGUAAACAGCUGUUUCUUAGAAGGUGUGGGAAGGCUAAGGUAUGUAACCUCAACCAUUUACUUAAGAUUUAGCAUUAAGAGGAGUCGUGAAGCUAAAGACCUAUAAAUCAAAGUGAUAUCCCAAGGGGUGAAGGGAGAAAGUGUUGCAGAGAGAAAACUUGAUUCAGUAUAUAUAUAGAUAUAUAUGGCAAUUCCCUCAUGAUUUCCUACUGCCAGCAGUGGGAAAUCAUGAGGGAAGUGCGCUGAAAAAUUCCAGUUUUGAGAACAAAAGGAGCAUAAAGUCCUCAACGAGAUAGCGCAGUUGGUAGCUGCAGGCCGCACUGCUUACAUUUGACUUGCAUGUACAUCAUCGGUGAUUCCAUAGUCUGGCAGGAGAAAUCCUGAACAAUGAUUGGUGGCUGGCAAGUGAAGAAGAUUGUGUGAGGAGGCAAUUUUGGAGCCAGGACCCCUUAUAGAUUUGUGUGCGUGCAGAUGUAACAUAUUAAAGGAAAUUAUUGUUUAGCAAAAACUUUUAAAGAAUUUGAGCCUACCACUCUGUCCUCUUUGCAUAAACACCAUCCCUCCUAUCAGGAUGUUUCUGGUUGAAAUGACAAUAGUUUUUUCUUCUCAUCUAGAUGUAGCUUGUGUUACUUUUCCUGAGGGAGCUCUUAGGACAAUGCACAAAGACCUGUGAACAGGGUAGUGCCGUGGAAAGUACUUGAAUCUGACAAGACAGCAAACCCUUUGUGUUUUUGUUCCCUUUAAAGCCAACUCACGUUUUUGGCCGAACAUCGAGACGCACAGCUGGUGCUCUUACAUGAGCCUGCAUUUCUCUCACUUUCUCUCUCAGGUAGUCUCCUUUCUGAGGAAUAUCCCAAGUAAAGGUUGGGGCAGGUCUUUUAGCACUCUCCUCACUCUGCUGAUCUCAUCAAAUCUCUGAGGAAGCAGUAUAUUUCUCCAAAGGAGUUGAAACAGUAUGAACUUUAAAAUUUAAAGUACAUUUUAAAAAUCAAAAACAGAAGAGGAGGUAUUUAAACACUGUUGGUAUACUCCUGCAUUUGUAAGUUUUUUCCACUUGGGGUGCAGUGUCCCAGAAAUUAAAUGAAAAAAACCUCAUUUAGAAGAAAAAAACAAAAACACAAGACUUCUUGCAGCCCUGGAGUGCUGUUGAGCAAUUGUAGAUAAGACUAGGAUGUCCAGAAUUCCAGAUUGCUUGUUGUAAAUAAUAUACCGGAUUGGACUGCAUAUUCGUGUGGGUAACCUGCGGUAAAGCAUGGACAAAGAUGCAUGGGGCAGCAAUUUUAGGAACAAGCCAUGUCCACUCCGCAUGUCUUAGUUAUGUCAUAGGCACCAGACAAAGAACUCUUUACCCCUGUUUUUCAACACUCCUUUUUUCCUCCACCGUUUUAAAAACACAAAAACAAAACCUUUAUUUAUGAAUGUGUGUUUUUUUUAUACUUUGGCUUUAGGUAAAAACAAAUUAAAUCGUUAAAAUGUCUUUGUUUUUUUUAAUUAUUUGGAAAAAAACUGUUUUAUGUUUGUGGGAUUUUUGCACUGUGAGGCACCUGUCUGGGGGCUGUUUUUAACUCUGUAUUCAUUUGUACUCUGUGUCUUAAACAAUUUCAAUAAAAAUGUGAUAAUUUGUUACAAA